AUCAGAGUUUGGGAAUAUUUCCCAUUUUAUCCUUUAAAAAAAAAAAAAAAUCACAAUUCUCAUUCAUUCCAGGUUUUAGUGGCUAAAAACCCCAAUGGAUCUGAUGAUCGGCAAUCCAUUGCAAAGCCUGGCUGAGCCUGUAUGACAGACAGCCUAUCAGGGCAGCAGCCGUGAGCUGGAGGAUGUGAGGACACAGGUGAGAGAGAGAGCAGCCUCGCUGCUAGAAUCCAAUCCAAUCCUGGGAGAGGUCAUCUAUCGACCGCUCGGCUCUCUGCUGCUUCCGCCUGCCUGCCGGUGGGCUGGGACUGUGACGUGUAGGCUUCUGGAGCUCUCAGCAGUUCCGACUCGGGCAAGAGCAGGCAAGGUAAGGGCCAGCUGGGACUCUGCCGGAGGGAGGGGGGCUACUAACAGGCCGCCGCUCACACACACACACACCGCCGCUCCCUCCCUGUCACGCGCCCGGGCCCCUCAGCUCAGGACGCGGGAGCCGCAGUCUCCCCCCCUCAGCCACCGACCCUCGCCCUGCCUCGUCGGCACAGAACGAGAGGCGGAAGUGAGUUGUGCCUUUGCCAGGCACGCCGGGAAAUGUAGUCCGAACACCGGCAGGCUUCCAUCUGCAGGGCUCUCUGAAAAACUACAAAUCCCAUGAGGCCUUGUGGUGCCGUGAAAGAAAAAAGGGGGUCUAUGGCUCAUCUGGUCCAUUAUUCAUUCUCCCCUCACCCUGCAGGGAUCCAGUGAGCUCUGUAUUAAUAUAUAUAUAUAAACAUAUAUUACACAGAGCACACAGUAUAAAUAUAUAAACAUAUAUUACACAGAGCACACAGUACCCCAGAGCCACCAUCCUGGUGUGUUUGUAGGGUCACAUGAUUGACACAUGGAUAAUGUAUAUUGAUUAAAAUGGGAUAUUAAUGGGAGAUUGGCCCAGUUUAAACACUGGGCUGCCAUUUCCAGACACCAGGGCCUGUGCUCUCUGUCAUGGCUAACCUUUGGCACUCCCCAUUUGUUGUGAGAGACAUUCCCCAUGGUGAUCACCCAGCCAAAUGGUUGGAAAAAAAACCCCAUCGUGUCAAAUGUAGUUCACAGCAAAUACAGUGCCAGAGGCUAGCCAAGGUGGCCUAUAGCCUAUAUAUGGCUUUACAAUCAUUGGUGUCCAGCCAUUAUUUGUUGACAGUGUCAUGAAUCCAUGGUGCAAUCCUAGAAAUCAAUUUAUUUUUUAACAUGAUUUAUCAUAAUUCAUUACAAACAUUUUAUUAUUAUUAUUAUUAUUAUUAUUAUUAUUACUGGUGUAGUAUACGCCAGGAUUUUAUAAUCCACGUGUCCUGUUCGUCAUCUUGAUGAUGAUGAUUAUUAUGUUAUUUGUAUAGCGCCAUCAAAUCCUGCAGCGCUUUACAGUGGGUGGACAAACAGACAUGUAGUUGUAACCAGACAGGUUGGACACACAGGAACAGAGGGGUUGAGGGCCCUGCUCAAUGAGCUUACAUUCUAGAGGGAGUGGAGUAAAAUGACACAAAAGGUAAGGAUAGUAUUAGACUAGUGACAUUAUUGUAUUUAUUCAGUAACCAGCAAAUUGUAGUGAAUUGAAAAAUCAAAUUUCAAAUUAGGCUGAAAUAGUUGCUCUGGAAAACAAUCUUUUACUCGGCUACAGUCACAAUUUGUCCAUUUUGAUUUUAAUUCACCAAAAUUCUGAGUUGGUGAAUAUACCUCCUGUGUGUCAUUACACGGUUAAACGGAUACCCCAAGCACCAUAAUCAAUAUAGCAUGCUGUAGUGUUUAUGUUGCCAGGAGUCCCCUGAUUGCAUCUCACAGUAAGCUGCAAAAUGUUUACAAACAAUUACCUUUUUUUUUUAUUGGGCACCAGUGGCCCUUCUGGUCUGCAGUGAUAGUUUAAACUUCAAUAUCAGCUUUGGUUUUUAUUCAUUGACUGAGAAUGUCGGCUGAAAAAUGCUUCAAUCGUGCAAAAAUGUGUUGCUUUUGUAAAGAAGACAAUUUGAUCUGUUUGUCAUGUAAAGAGAAAUUCUAGCAAAAGUAUAAAGGAAAAGACACUAAGCUACCUAACCGCUACAGGCCAGUGGUUGAUACGUCUAGAGUGCCUCAGGUACCUUCUCACGGUUUAAUGUUACCUUUGGUUUGAUAGGAGAUGUGGCUUUAACCCAGGCUUCCCCAAACUCUGGCCCUCCAGAUGUUGCUGAACUACAACUCCCAUGAUUUUCAGCCUAUCUAUUUCAUUCAUAGAAUCAUGGGAGUUGUAGUUCAGCAACAUCUGGAGGGCCGGAGUUUGAGGAAGCCUGCUCUAACCGGUACAAAGAGAUCUCUCCCAUCUUGUCCACACUGAUAACCCUUCAACAUUAUCAGUGUCCAUUUCACCCAGCUUGGUGCAGUGAAUGGCUGAGAGUGUUGCACUAAAUCGCUUUUAAGCCAAUCAGUGUUAUCAAUGCUGGUCAAAAUUGGCACGUGGAGGCUUUAAUUCUGGGUGUUCAAUGCAACUGAGAUUGGGGUGCACACUUGGUGAGCCAAAGUUUAUAACAAAGAUUUGAUAUUAAAAUGUUGGACAGUGUCAGGAGACUCUAGGCAACUUGAUUAGUAGAGAGUGUUCCUUUUGCAUUCGCAUUUCUGCUUAAAUGAGGAGUUAUGGGACUAUCAGGCUCUUGACUAUGGUAUGUGAUCGUAUUCCAUAAAUCAUCAAGCAGGGGUUUCGUUUAUGUAGUUAGGCCUCUGGCAACCGUUCCAAUCAUCACAUAGGAAGGGUGGAACUGCUGAAUAAACCAAUAGCAGCCACACCACGGCUGCUAUCAGUUUGCAAGUCUAAUUUAAAUGUUUUAGAAUGAGCAGUCCUUGUUAGUAUGUACAGUCUCUACUACCUCUGCUUCUAACAAACAGAUACAUCUUUAUAUCCACAAGUGUUUUAAAGUAAUGAACGUACAAAUACAACUGACAAAAGCUUUAUUAGCUAAAAGAGUGUCAUGCAAUCUAUAUGCUUUAUCAUGCUUUAUCAACAGGUGAAGCUUGUUAAAGGAACACUAUAGUCACCAAACAUCUUAAUGAAGCAGUUUUGGUGUAUGGAUCAUGCCUUUGAAGUUUCCACUGCUUAGUUCGCUGCUAUCUAGUAGCUAAAUCACUGUUGUUCCUUUUUAUACAGCCCUGGCCACACACCUACCCAGGCUGUGAUUCACACAGCCUGCAGGAAAAAAAUGGUUUAAUUUUCAAUCAGAUGUUAACUUACUCCUACUUUGUUAAUUGAACUUUAAGCACACACUGGAGGCUCCUGUGUAGUAUAGAAGGCUAUUAACAGUGCAGGAGAUAAAGAAAUCCUAAAUUAAACACACUGUGCAAUAAUGGAUGUCUAAAUAUUAGAUCUCACUUUACAGGAAGUGUUUAGGAAGGAUGUGUAACAUGCUGGGUGCUGUGGCUGCAUAAACAAAGUGAUUUAACUGUUAAAUGGCAGUGAAUGAUCCGUACAACAAAACUGCUUCAUAUAGGGUCAGUUAUAUAAAAGUUUGUUCCUGACCCUAUAGUGUUAAAAACACUAAUUAGGUGGCUCCAUCCUUCUCCCGUUCCUUGCCUCCCUUGAAUGAGACUUACCUUUAUUCCAUCGCUUUCUGGGUCUGCCAGCACUGGCCCUGGCUAAGAUCAUCAGACUUAAUUAUCUCAGCCAAUCCAAUGCUUUCCCAUAGGAAAGCAUUGGGAGGCUAAUGCAGGCGCGCAGCAAAAUCACCCCCUCUGCAUCAAUCAGCAUCUCGUCAUAGAAAUGCAUUAAAGGACCACUAUAGCGCCAGGAAAACAUACUCGUUUUCCUGGCACUAUGACCCCACCCUUAGGGUCCCCCUCCCGCCAGGCUAUAGGGUGAGGAAGGGGUUAAACUUACCUCUUUCUCCAGCGCCGGGCGGGGAGCUCUUCUCCUCCUCAUCGGCUGAAUGCGCAUGUGCGGCAAGAGCCACGCGUGCAUUCAGCCAGUCUCAUAGGAAAGCAUUCACAAUGCUUUCCUAUGGACGCUGGCGUCUUCUCGCUGUGAAAAUCACAGUGAGAAGCACGCAAGCGCCUUUAGCGGCUGUCAGUGAGACAGCCACUAGAGGCUGGAUUAACCCUAAUAUAAACAUAGCAGUUUCUCUGAAACUGCUAUGUUUCUAGAAAAAAGGGUUAACCCUAGAUGGACCAGGCACCCAGACCACUUCAUUAAGCUGAAGUGGUCUGGGUGCCUAUAGUGGUCCUUUAAACCAAUGCAUAUCUAUGGUGAAUGUUCAGCACCUCUAUGCAAAGCAUGGAGUCGCUGAACCUCAGCAGUGACCCAGGAAGCACCUUGAGUGGCCGUCUGACUGACUUUUACUUGAGGUGUCCCUAGGCAGCAAUGAAAACACUGCCUUUUCUCAUCAAGUGUAGGGUUCUGGUGACUAUUGUGUCCCUUUAAGUUGUUUUGGUGACUAUAAUGUCCCAUUUUAAACAAAUUUGUUUUCCUGGCACUAUAGGGUUAAUAGGUCCCCCUCCCUUGGAGAGCCCUCCUUCAGCCACUUACCUUAAUACAGCGCCGAUGUCCCUCGGCGUUGGGUCAGGCUCCUCCCCCGCUGUCAGCCAGUGGGGGAGACCUAGUGCGCAUGCGCGGCAAUGGCAUUAUUCAAUGCUUUCCUAUGGGGAAAAGCUGACGCAGGUCUGUGAGGAUUUCCAGCGUAACAUAACAAACAGAGUGCAGACUUAAAGCUGCAAUGUAAACAUUGUAGUUCUCUGAGUUUAACAUUGCAGCACUAAGUGCAAAAGGGUCACAGCACCCAGACUACUUCAAUUAGCUGAAUUGGCCUACAGUGCCCUUUUAAGUUAAUGCUAAUAUUGCUUGUCAUUUCAUGCACUGUUUGUUUGAAUGUAGUGGAUAAAGACAUAUGUUAUUUGUUCUGAGUAGUGUUGAGCUGAGGAAUGGUUUCACAUUAGCACUGAUUCUAUAUAGAAGCCUUUUACCUUGCACUGGGCUGCCCAGGGUGGUUCUGGUAGGUACCCAAUCGCUAGUAGACAAGUGUUUUUUUUUGUUUUUUAUUUUUUUUUUUAUUGGUUUUUGUUUGAUUUUAACCUAUGCACAAUUACAAUUACCCCACUAUAUUAGUUACAUUGUAAUUAGUUGCCAUCCAUACUUAUACUAUUUGUCUGUUUGUUGAAUUUGCGUAGCUUUUCCUAAAAAUUAUUUCAAAGUAUUCCUGCAGGUGAAAAUGAUCCUUUUUGAAGCAAUCUCUAUAGUUGUAACAAUUUAAUUAUUCACGAAGAUGGAAAUGAUGGACAGUUCACAGUUCACAGUGGAAAUGGCACAUUUUAGGCAAGAAGAGUUUGUUCCUAAAGUGUGCGUUUUCCUCAUCAUUUCUGUACGGUUGCCCAAUCAAGUCUGCCUACUAACACUUUGUUUUCCUUUACAUGACCUACUUUGAUAAUCGCAGGUAAGUCAAGAUUAUUAAUUGGGUACCUUCCAGUGUCUACAAUUACUGCAACAUUCGUGAAAAACACACACGUUUAGUUACCCUGUAUUGCAAAUGUUGACUAAAUAUUAUGUACAGAUAAUUUAAAUGCUAUGUUUAACUUAAAGGGACACUUUAGUCACCAAAGUUACUUUUGCUUAAUAAAGCCGUUUUGGUGUAUAGAGCAUGCCCCUUCAGUCUCAUUGCUCAAGUUUGUUUAGGAGUUAAAUCACUCUGCUUUUGCAGCCCUAGUUACACCUCCCUGCAUGUGAUUUACACACUUUCCCUACACAUUGCCUGAAAUAAUUUUAGAAUGGUUUGAUUUUUUUAUUUGGAGUCUGCUAGGUGCGGCUUCCCACAUGUCUUACAGUCAAACUCCUCGUACAGGGAGAGGAACUUUCAGUGCUCUAGAUGUUGUGGACUACAUCUUCCAUGAUGCUCGCACAGCCAUAAUGCUGGCAAAGUAUCAGGGGAGAUGUAGUCCAAAACAUCUGGCAUGCCAAAGGGUACCAAUCACCGGCCUAGUAGGAGCUUCCUUUGGCUCUCCUGAGAUCUAGCUCAUUGGCUGAGACCCAGCUGAUUGCCUUGACCUGCACCGCUAGGCUUAGCUCAGGCAAGGGGGCUUCCUGCUCUCGCACCAGAAAGGACGAGGCAGGAACCCAAAAAAGAAGCCAACAUGUUAGAGAAUGAUUUGAAACUUCCUUUGUGAUGCUGACUUACUGAUUUCUUUGCAGCAUACUAGUAUAUGAAUAGAGUGAUGUUAGUCACUACAUUCUUCUAUUUCAUAGCCAGCGCUAACCACAUUGAUUAGCGAGUUACCAUAGCAACCACAGAACAUGCGCUAUGGCUGCGAUGCUUGGAGACCAGAAGUACUGCCUGUAGAACGUCCUCUGCUCUCCCUGUCGUUCAAUUCUUCAGCACAGAGUCUAUGCCAAAGAUUCGUUGACAGGUCUAGGAAAGACUUGUUUUUUUAAAUAGGUUUUUCUCCCAUUAACAAAUUUGCAUUGUAAAAUGCAUAGAUGGAAUUUUAUGCUCCUUUAGAAAGCAUGGCAGUAACCCUUUAAAGGAUCACUAUAGUGUCAGGAAACCAAAAAGUUUUCCUGACUCUAUAGUGCCCUCAGGGUCCCCCCUCCCGUGGCGCUAUGGACGCUCUGCGCGAUGGAGGCGAAAUUCGCCUCUAGUGGCUGUCUAGAAGACAGCCACUAGUGGCUGGAUUAACUCCAAAUGUAAACAUAGCAGUUUCUGUAAAACUGCUAUGUUUGCAUCUAAUGGGUUAAAACCUGAGGGACCUGGCACCCAGACCACUUCAUUGAGCUGAAGUGGUCUGGGUGACUAUAGUGUCCCUUUAAGGUUAACACUAAGGAGAGGCACUUUAGAGGUGUACAUUUUGGUUUGAAUGAGGAAUAAUGCUUUUCUGAUUUACUGUAGGCUAUUUUUACUCGGCCUCUCCUGUGAAGUCUUCACACCACCUGCUUUGUCCCAUAGGAUGUGAUCCUCUCCCAGGAUCACACAGAAACAAAUGAUGAUGAUAUUGUUCACACCAAAAAGACUGUGCCUGCACGUGUGCCAAUACCUAGCAUAGAAAUCCUGUCUUUCUACAUGUAAACAUGACCUGCAGUAAUGCUGGGACUUCACAGUUUUCUUAUGCAUUCAUCUGAUUGUUCUUAAAAUAGGAAUAUCAAAGCAUCUGACUGAUCUGUACUGCACUAAAAUGCACUGAUCUGUUUCAUCAUUCGGUGCAUCCAAUCUCAGCUCUGUCAAUGGCAGUUUCUCUAAAUUUCCCCAUUCCAUUCAUUCAUUUCUGCUGAGCCAAGCUACAUGCAGUCACCAGCCAUAGCGUCACUGUGUUUCCUGCUGAUGAUGCAGUGCAUGGGAUGUCAUGUGGAGACUGCAGCCCAUUAUUCUCUCCAUCACACCUACAAAUUAUUGUGUGAUUUCUGUUCAUGUUCGUACAAAUAAAGUUUUCUGUUCCCCACCCCACCCCCAGGGUGCAUUAGUCAUUAUUUUACGUAAGUGUGACACAACAAGUACUAGAAAUUUGGGAUUCUGUAGAAUAAAACAGAAAGCAUGUUUACUUCUGUUGCCUCCAAGGCAUGCUUUUAUUUUAUUAAACAUUUAUUUAUUUUUUUAAACUAAUUAAUUUUUUUUAAAUCAAGUUGACACGAAGGGCUAGGCAUGGGAUUAAAAUCACAUUAACCCCUACAGUGCAGCCCCUGUGCUCAUUUGUAGUCUGACCGUAUUACCAAGGUAGCAUAAAAUUAUAUAUAUCGAGGCUUCUAAAAUACUUCUGUCUUAAAGGGUUAAACUAGACCCUCGUGCGACUCAGUACACAAACCUGGAUGACUGGAUUCAUGAAAAGGCUUUAUUUUUCUAUCACUGGUGCAAAAUAGAUGUUCCCAUUUUUUUUUUUUUUUUUUUAUAAACCACAGCACACCUAUGUAGGAUGGGCAAACUGGUUAUAUGUAAAUAAAGUCAAGGUACAUACAAGACGUGUUCUGUUGCCUGCUGCUUAGUUACAUUUUCUGCCCCCUCUGAGCUUGUUAAUUUUGGAUAUUAAUUUUAUUUUUUUGUAUCUGCACUUUUCUUUCUCAUUGCUUUUGAUACUGUGCAAAAUGUAAAUCGUCUGGAUUUGAGAGUGAAUGUAAAAUUUUGGGCCAGUAUAGCUGCUGAAAUUUUACAGCUUGACUAUUUUGGCUUAUUAAGAUUAAUAUCCACCAUAAUGUCUUCACUAGCACAACGUUUUAAUAUUAUCAAAAUAGAGCUAAUUACCAUUUGUAAUUGGUUAUUUGUUCCUUUUAAAGAAGAACUUUCACAUCACAAGUAAUGGUGCUCUGAUAAUAAUAGUUGGCUACUGUACUAUGUAUAGAGCUUAAAACCUGAAGUCCGAUGUUACUAGCCAUGCAUUAAAAGUUACUCACCUCUGCAAGCCAUAGUAUACCCUCCAGGGGAUAGUGUAAAAAAGCAGAACUGUCUCCAACUAAAAGGUGAUAGUUCUCUUUUUUCCUUAAAGGGACACUAGAGCCACCCAGACCACUUCAGCUCAAUAAAGUGGUCUGGGUGCCAGGUUCCUCUAGGGUUAACCCUGCCUGCUGUAAACAUAACAGUUUUAGAGAAACUGCUAUGUUUACAUUUGGGGUUAAGCCAGCCUCUAGUGGCUGUCUUCCGGAAAGCCACUAGAGGCGCAUCUGCGACGCUGGAGGCCUAUUAUGCCUCCAUCACGCAGAGCGUCCAUAGGAAAGCACUGAGAAAGGCUUUCCUAUGGACACUUUGAAUGCGCGUGCAGCACUGCCGCGCAUGUGCAUUCCGCUCCGCUGACGUCAGACGGGGGAGGAGAGGUAAGGGAGCCCGGCGGUGGAAUAAGGUGAGUAACUGAAGGGGUUUUACCACUUUAGCACCACGGGAGGGGGACCCUGAGGGUACUAUAGUGUCAGGAAAACCGAUUUGUUUUCCUGACACUAUAGUGAUCCUUUAAAUUUAGCAUUAUUUCUGAAACCAUCAAAAUGACUAAAUGUUUAAUUUGUGUCCUAUUUUUAAAAUUUGCUUUGAAUUUACUAUUUGUCAUGCCAAAAUGGCUCAUUGAAUAUAAUCCAUCAUUACAUUUUUAUUCCCAAUGCCACCGUGGGCUUUUUUCUUCAUGAAUACUUCAUUUUGUUGUUUCCACAGAAACAGGAUGUCGGAAGGGGACAGCAUCGGAGAGUCAGUUCAUGGCAAGCCCUCUGUUGUGUUUCGGUUCUUUUCAAGAUUUGGACAGGUAUGUCUUUGCACAUACAAAUCUAUUCACUAAAAUGUGACUUGACAGGAAUUCAAAGUAAAUGUCUGAUACUAGGGCAAAAAAAGUGGAAAAUGCUUUCUUUGUUUUCCGUUUGGUUUACAGCCAAAACGAGUGUUUUAAGCACCUUGAGUUUUCUUAAAGUUCCAAGUCCAUCGUGAAAAGGCUUUGGUUUCUUUGCAGCUGUUUAUAUUGCCUAUUCAGCUAAUAAGUGACAGCAGAACAGUUGAAUGAACUACUCAUAAUGAAGCAGACAGUAAACGUUACAAUACAAGAUUAAUUCUAUUAAAAAGUUCAGUGGCCUUUGAGAAGUAGCUUUUAUAGAACAUUAGUGUCCAACUUUGGCACUGAAGACUUGCUGAGCAUCAUGGGUAAUGUAUUUCAUAAAAAUCCACACUACGAAGAUUAACUAUUAGUUAUACCUUCAUUUUAUUUUAUUUUAAAAUAACCCCUCUCUUUUCAGGACACAUGGAAUCUGUGUGCAGGGGUGGGAUGUUUAAGGAAGCAUUCCAGUCUGAAAUUAACAUAUAUUAGUUUUUCUUUUUCACGCAUAAAAAAAGUAAUCAUAACAAAUCCACAAUAAUAAAAUAUAAAAAAUACUUCUAACAGUUAAAGUUUAGGCGUUAUUUAGCAGAUUUCAGUGCUUUUUUUUGCGCAGCCUCAGUUGCAUAGAAUAGUUUUUCUACAACUUGUGAAAUCUGCAUUAGAACUACAACUCCCCUAAACCAUUGUUGUGCACCCAAAUGGCAUUAAAAUCAGUUUUAUUGGAUAUGGCAGGUUAGGAAGGAAGGACACAAAGGGAGCUGUACACAGGUGGAGGUAUUUUAGAAUGAAGGAGGUCAGACAGAGGAAACUGCUAAGACGCAGACCUCUGCAAAAUGUUUAUUUAUUGUGAAAAAAUACAUGUAAUUAUUUCUGAUGAAAGCUAUAAAACAUAUGUUAGUGCCUAGACGGUCCCUUUAACAAACAUCCUGAUCAAGGCUUAAACCAAGGGUAGGUAGGCUACAUUCGGCACACCAGAUUUUGCAGAAUUCAUGACUACUGAUGCUUUGCCAACAUUAUGGCUGCAUGAGCAUUAGGGAGAUGUAGUCCAUGACAUCUGGAGAAGCAACGGGUUGUCUACCCCUGGCUUCAACAAUGAUGAGCUCCAGAGAGUUGGAUCAUAAAACAAAACCGAGCCUAGCAUGUGUCCAAUUAUUUAAUUUAUUUAAUUUUUGGAUGUGAAACCAGUAACAUCUUGUAUGAAAUGGAAAGGUUAAGCCAUAUUACCUUGAUUUAACCACGUCUUGCGUGUGCAUGUUUUGUCUGUAAAUUAUGAUUUUGUUUGCCAAAAAAAGAUUGUCUCUCUCUUACCUAGAACAUUUAAUUAUUACUGCCUUGAUGUGCUGUAGGAAUUUGAGAUAGAAUUUUAGAGGAGUUCGAGUUAACUGGGGAAGGUUUACACAUACGUUUUGUUUAAAAUCAUAGUUUUGUACAUUCUGUUUGAUUGUUGGAUGCUGCAUGUUUUAUGCAACAAAAAACUGUACAACAAAAAAGUGCAAAUACAGUGUAGGGCGCCACUAUCACAAACACAGUGAUGUGAAUAAUUACCAGCAGGAUGAUGAGCUUCUAAAACUCACAGAAAAAUAAAAAAAAAUAUCAUCGUGCAAAACAGCUUUGAUUUUCAAUAGAUAAAGGAUAAAAAUGGAACACUCACAAAUAAGAUGGCACAAUUGACAUAAAUCAAUAUGUGCAGAAGCGCAUUUUAGCCUGUAAUAGGCGAUUACCCCAGAUGCAGCAGUAUUUAUGGAGGUUUCAGUAAAUUGAUUCUGAUAUCUCUAGCUGCCGAAGACUUUCCUGGGCUGUAUACGUGCUGUAUGGGUGCUCAACGCUUUUCGUCUCUGUGUAGUAGACUUCCUCAGGAGCAUGUUGUGUCGUCUGUGACCGGCGGUUUAAAUCUGCCGGGUCGCGUCCUCUUCCGGUAUGGGCGGGACGUGACGUCAUUACGCCUACGUCUGCCCCCCACGCCCGUUCCACUGUGGAACGCGAAUUAACUUUAUUUAUAUUGGCACAAUGGACCGGACUCUGCUGCUAUGUAACAGAUGCCGGUCUGUAGCCCUAUGCCUCAUAACAUAAAACCACCAAUCUAUUUCAUAUGUAAAACAUCACUCUAUAUGUGAAAGGAAUAUUUAUAACUGCAUUUAUAUAAAAUAAAGACUGUAUAGGUGCAUGCAAAUUAUAGAUUGGUGGAGUAAUAAUUAAAAAGCAGGAUAUGUUACAAACACACAGUAUGUUACAAAGACACAAUAUUCAAUAAUAAAGGUGACAGUACCCAUCAAUAAAUAAUAUUCCAAAUUGUCAAUAAUCAACUUAAAAUGACAUAAAUAUUUCAAAAGUAUUUAAAAACAAAUUCCUUUAUCAGACCGGGACCGUUGUAAUAUCAGUAGUGCAAAUCUUAACUUAAUGUAUUGGACGGCAUUCAAGACAUAAUUUUUUUAAGACAUAGUUUUUAAAGGAGCAGAGUAAAGAAAAAAUAGAAAAAUUGGAUAUACACAACCAUAUCAAUAUAAGAAAUAAAAAACAUUAUCCUUGGCGUAACCCUAGAGGAUACAAAGACUGAGAUAGUUAUAAAAUAUAAGCAUAGAAACCUCAUAUACAAAAACGCCAUAUAAAAAUAGAAUACAAAAUUAUAAACUGCGAAAAAAAAUUAGACUCUCUCGUCUGGAAUAGAGGUUUUUAAUUUUAAAAAUCCAUUCAGACUUUCAUGGCAAGUUACUUUUCCGUGUCACUUCCUCUCCAAUGGGGGGUGACAAUGUCAAUACCAAUGCAACUAAAAUUUUCAAAUUUAAAUUUAUUGCAAUGCCUUGGUACAUUAUGUUUGACAUUAUUUCUCUUGAUGCCAUUAAAAUGUUCUAGAAGUCGCACAUGCAAUUUUCGUAUAGUGCGUCCUAUAUAUUGUAUGCCACAUUUGCACUGUAGCAGAUAGACCACAUUUUUACUUUGGCAGUUUAUAAAAUGUUUAAUAUUAAAAGACUCCCCUGUACUAAAACUUUUUUAAAAUCCACUGUUUUAUACGGUUGAAACUUGCAGGUGCUGCAUCUGCCGCACUUGUAAAAACCUUUUGAUUUUUCUCUUAGAAAACUAUUUUUAGGGGUCAUUGGGUCUCUGCUUGUUCUCAGUUCUUUUAUUUGUUUUAUCACUGUGCUGAAAGGUUGUUUUGAUUUAAAGAAUGUUUUAAAUCGCUAGUCAGUAAGUCUCCAUUUUUGAUAGUAGUUGGUCUUUAAUAUUUGCAUCCAGAUGAAGAAUUUAUAUUUAGUAUAAUACUCUGUCAGAUAGCUAAAACCGCUAUAUCGCAACUGAUUUUAGUUCGAUAGGUUAAUUGCUCAUAUUUGGAGAAUUAAGUAAAUUGCAUUAUUUAUUAUGUAUUUCAAAUUGUAGUCACUCCGUACAGCCUAAAAAGGAAUAUUUGCUUAUUUCAACUAAUUUCUUUUUAGCAACUGUAUAAAAAUGCAGUGUUGUGCAGUAACAAUGACGAAUAUAUAUUAUUGCUCAUGGCACCAUAAUCUUAAAAAAAAAAAAAAGAAGAAGAAUUAUGGUGAAAUAAGAACAGUUUGCCAACCUGAAAGUUCUGCCUCUUCAAACAUGUUCUUUUCAUCACAGCUCUUCUCGUGAUGUUUAAAUCGGGCUAGGUCUUGUAUUUCUUUGUUGCCUUUUGCACGAAUACCUGCUUUACAUAUAGGUAUAUAUUCCAAAACUGGAAAUUCCUAUAUAUAAAUGGGUAAAAAUCUUGUACGUCCUGCUGGCAUUUUUCUCUUCAAGGGAGGGAAUAAAGAACUUCAAGCUAUAUGUACAAAGAUCCCAAGGUUUGUAAGCUGCUCCUGUUUUACUCUUCCCUCCUCACACUUAGUGUUUCACUUCACUUCAAUGUUGAAGCCUAGCACUUAACCUGUUAACUCUAUUACAGCAUGCUUUGCCAUCCUGCGACAGGCUUAAAUGCUAUUCGGUUGGCGCAGCACACUCCUUGCGUUUUAGCCCUACCCAUGCUAAAUAUUGCGCUCGGGGGGUCUUGACUGGCACCCCAGGCAGUCCCGCUGCAGCCAAUCGCGGCCAUCUGCAGUCAGUCAUUGCGGUGAAAGCCUGUCAUUGUGAUUACUGUUAUAAUGUCUCAGCCGAUGAUUUGUAACAUUGGCUAAGACAUUCUCUGUCCUCUCUUCUCCUGACUUUGAUCUGAGGCAGGGGAAGCAGAGAGAUCAUUGCCUAUGAUCAGUCUGAUUAGGGUGAUUAGUACCUUGGUACUAGAUAUAGAUAGAUAGAUAGAUAGAUAUAUUUAUAUUAUUUUUUUAAGGUACUGUAUUGGUGAUCAAUGUAUUCAGAUGACUCUCAAGCUGGGAUUUUUUUGAGGAUUAUUUUUAUUUAAAAAAAACAAACCUUUUUUGUACUGAGCGCAGCUGUUUAAUUUGCGGUCAGUAAUUCUAUUAAAAUUUUGGGGUUGUGAGUUUUGGUUUUUUUUGGGUGGAAGUGGUAAUUGGGGAAUGGAUGUGGCUAGAGUGUAUUAGUCAGGUAGGCAAAUAAAUAAAAUUAUCCUCUUGGUUAAAUACAAUUCGUCCCCCUAAAAGGGCACGCUACUAUACGACGGAGGAGGCGUUCGCCAUUCUGGCAGUCUGUGAUACUGACACUCACACAGUGACACUAUGACAACCUCUGACAUUGAGCUCCUAAGUUAGUCCUCUAGUGAUGGUGCCAUACCACCAUCUACAAGAAGGCACUUGGGGCCAGAGGAAACACGAGUACCCCCAAACCCGACUGUCCAAGAAAUAACGCUAUUCACGGCUACACCUGGCAUCAUAGAAACUGUAGUUGCUUGUGAGCCAGUGAAUUACUUUGGCCUCUUUAUGUCAGACAACAUGGUAUAAGAGCCAAGUAUCAAGUCCUAUUGGCACAAGCACCUCAUCCUGGCUACCUCUCUUUUCCCAGGGUUUUUGAAGAAGGAUUGCUACGAGCACAUGCUGCAAUUCCUCCAUUUUACCCAUUAUGUACUGUGUCCUCCUAGAAAAGACCCAUUGUUUGACAGGCUUUACAAAAUUUGUCCCCUUAGCCAACUCCAGUCUGACAAAUUUUCCCAAAAUUAUAUCCCAGACCAAAAGAUUUGUAUAGACGAAUCUCUGAUGAAAUAUAAAGGUAGAGUGCUUUUCACAAAAUAUAUCCCAUCAAAUCGGUCACAAUGCGGCGUCAAAUUUUAUGUAUCAUGGAAACCCACUACUGGUUAAUGCAUGGGCAUUUCGGAUUUAUCAAGGGAAAUAUAGCCUUCUUAACCCACCAGAUUGUGUUCUCUGAUCCUUCCCUUGUUAAAUAAGCUAUGACAACCUCUGACAUUGAGCCCCCAAGUGAAUCCUCUAGUGACGGUGCCCCACAACCAUCUACAAGAAGGUGCUUAGGAUACCCAUUGCCAGAGGAUACUCAAGUAAUUUAUUUAAAAUGUUAUUUUGUUUCGAAACCCGAGCUUGCGGCAUAGUGCGUAAAAAUCACAGAUGUUUUCCCCAAACUGACAAGUGGCAGAAGGAGUACAUGCUCCUUUUUAGCUAUGCCAGGAUGAGGUGCUGGCCUUUCAACUCACAGAUAAGAAAGAUGUAUACAUGCUGUUUGCAAUGCACAACGAAAGUACAGUGCCAGUGACUGUCUGUCUGAGGAAGAACUGAGCAGCUGGAAAAACCAAAAUGCAUUGUAGACUAGAAUAUGGGGGGAGUAGACUUGGCUGAUCACUGUACAGAGAGCCUUAUUUAGUGAAAAAGUAGGACCUGGUACAAAAAAAAUUGCAAUCUAUCUAAGCCAGAUUGAACUUUUUAAUUCAUAUUUGCUGUAAAGAAAAGCAGCUAUAGAUAAGCCAUACACCUUUCUUGAAUUUAUGUUGAAACUUUUGUCCAACUAUUUUAUUUACCCAGUCCCCCAAACCUUACUCUUUGGAAUCCAAAGAUGUCCAAAGACUUUGUGGUAAGCACGUUCAUGCCUGAAUCCUACCACCCUGUAAAAAGUCACCCCAGAGAGUUUUGUGUUUUCUACAAGAAAGGAGUCGAGAGGACUCCAGUUAUUACUGCCCUUCCUGUCCAUCUCUACCUGCCCUUAGUAUAACAGACUGUUUCAAAGUCUACCAUGCAGAGCAGGACUAUGGAAUCGCUCUGUAUGGGACAUGGUCAGUUUUUUUACUUUUCGGGAUUUCUGACCUCACCUUGUCCUGAUUACUCUUUCUUAGCUGCCUGUACCGACUUAUUGGCUUGUUUCACCCUGCUGUCCAGGCCUGCUAUUUAUGCAAACGAGGGCUUCAGUGUUUGGAUGCUUAGAGUUUCAGUCUGACCAAAUUUGAAACCUUGGACGAAAUGUGUUUGCAACACACAGACAAUAUUGUGACUCUGUGGUUGAAAGUGAAAGCUGCAUUUGCAUCUUUACCUUCCAAGGAAAUAGCAACAUUUAUUUCCAAACCCUACAACAGCACAGAUAAUUAUUAAUGAUCUGUCUGAAUGCAGGUUAUCAUUUAAAAUAUUCUUGCUUAAAGGGGGACACUGUAGUACCUGUAACCUUUUCAUCUUUUUGAAUUGGCUAUAGUACCUGGAGUCUCCAGGCACUGUCCUAUUCAGUGUUAUACCAUGUGGGUGGCAGGUCCCUGGCCACCCACAGUCUGGCCCAUUCUGGAGGUGUGACUAAGACAGAGAUUACUCACUUCCUUGUAGUUAUACCCGUCAUAACGUUAGUUGGAGCUCUGAUAGGUUAAAGCAGUUAGCUGGCACUCUUAGCCAAUCACAGCUGCCCAUUGAUGCUCAUGCUAAUACUUCCUCAUUAGCCAAAGCAGAUCACUGCUUAAUGUUGAAUUAAAUAAUGCCACCAGGAGAUUCAAGACACGAUAGCUAGUUUAAUGAGAUAAAGCCGGUACAGUGCCUACAGUGUCCCUUUAUCUCCUUAGCGAUGGUGUGCAUUCUUUGCCGUCCUUAAGGUGGCAGUCCUAAACGCAGCAGGGCGGCAGAGAAGAUCUCCGCCAGUGGUCGAAAUCCUGGGGAAUGUCUGAGAGCCCAGGCAGUCCCCCUCUAGGAGAUUCAGCCCUCUCUGGUCACGUGAUCGCGUGGUCCUCAUGAUGACAUGGCUUUCUGCAGCUCUCCCUGGAAUAUCAGGCAGUCCCCACUAUGCCUGUUAAAAAGUUCUAAAACCGUUUAUUAUUUCAAUAAAUAUUACUUAAAAAUUUUUUUUAUAUAUAUAUAAUUUUUUUUUAAAGUAAUAUUCAUUGAAAUAAUAAACCAAAUAAUAUUUUAUUUUAUCUAAUACAUAUACAUAUAUAUAUAUGUAUAUGUAUUAGAUAAAAUAAAAUAUACAUGUGUAAUUUCGUUUUAACUAUAUUUUGCUAUUACUAUAUAUAUCUAUAUAGAUAGAUAUCAAAAUACACUUAGAAUGACAUUACAAAAGAGUCAAAUAUAAGGUUUGCAUUUCAGUUUUUUUACAUUGAAAUUUGCCAGAUUGGCUAUGGUGCUUUUCUAUACUGAAGUAUACCUGGUGGUGCAAGGACAAGUGCGAUCAGCUGACAUUCAGCCAAUCAGAGAGCCAUGCACUGCCGAGCUUUGGCUCAGGAGAGCUAACAUAAAGCAAUAGCUUCCAGCUCUCACAUACGCCUGCAGAUCAGCACCCAGUGGAACCCCAAGUUUAAAACUGCUGAAUGAUAAUAAAAAUCCCAAUAUGCUACAUGCCGUUUUCAGUGCACAGUAGAUUUCUGGUAACAUGCCACUUUAAAGAUUUAUUGUAAAUCUCUAAAUUAAGUGAAUCGUAUGCUUAGAGCAAGAUGCAAAACCAUUUCAUGAGAAUUUGGAGACAAAGCGAAUUUCUGCUAAAUUUCUGCAUACACAAUAAGCAGCUUAUAUGGAAUAUGAUACCUACUUGCGUUAAGGUUGAUCUCUUUGAAAUGUAGUCAUAAUCUGACUCCUGUGGUGUAUGCUAAGUGGCAGAGAGUUUUGAGGUCAAGCAUUUGAGAAAGAGUUUAUUUUAUGCACUUAAAAGUACUGCACAUUAUUAAUCAUCCUUUUUAUUUUCUUCUAGGUUUAUCAGUCCUGGCUAGACAAAUCUACCCCUUAUACAUCUGUGCGAUGGUUGAUGACUCUUGGGCUAAGUUUACUAUAUAUGAUAAGGGUGUAUAUACUACAGGUAAGUUGUUGUUUGUUUGUUUGUUUGUUUUGUAGGUACAGUUUCCUUUGUCCUAGUGUAGCUUUUUUUUCCAACAUGCUGAUGUUUAAAAAAGGUAAAUGAUACUAUAUAUAAACUAUAAACAUUUAUAUCCUGGCAUUUAAAAAAUAAUCAAUCAGACGAUGUAGAGAAAUGGUUUACUGGUGGCCUUAAAAUAAUGUUCCUUUGCAAUGAAAUCCGAUAAAUGUGGUAUUGGCUUGAAGAAGAAAGAAAAAAACAUUUCAAGAGGAAGUAAUUAUGGUGGUGGGGGUAUUAAGAUGCUGUGAUCAGGAAAGUGGUGCAAAUAGACGGAUCACCAAAGAUUAUACCUGCGUAUUGCACUCUGUCCCACAGAGACUGGCCAUGUUGCAGCACUUUUCUGAUUAUGGUACUUUGAUAAAUCUCACAUGUUGUGUUUCAGGAACCAGGGAAACAACAAGUACAAAACGUGCAGUCUGAUAGUAGCAUUGUGCAAAACUCAUCCUGACUUUUUUGCAUGGUGCUAGAUACUUGACUGCUGCAGAAAAGCAGUGUCUGCACCUUAGAUACAAAGCCUUUCUUUUUCACAAGGAAGUGGUUAGCACUUAGAAGGCAAUGUGCUGGUUAACAAGCAUAUCCCCUAAAUGCCAGACCAGCUUUUUCUCAGACAUGCAAAUGAGAAGAGCAGCAGGUAUUUAUGGGAUCUUUGCAGCAAUAUCAGAAAGCUUAAAUCUAGCUGCACAUCUCAUGCACCCAACUCCAUGAUAUCCCUAAAGACUUGUUUCUUUACAUUAGAAGCAUCAAUAUUAAAGGGAAGCCACAGUGGUUAAGAUUCUGCAGAUAUUGUUUUAUUUCUUUAAAGUUUCUGUUAAUCAAUAGUGCAGAUAUUUUCCAUCCCAGUGUAGGACUGAAUUUUAUAUUCUUUUACACACUUUUUAUUGUUUUUAAUGCCAUUUUCUUGCUCACCAUUUGAUUUAACAAGGUAUUUGUGUAGCCUGUCUUAAAUUGCAUAUAUUUAGAUUACAUUGAUUCAUUUUCAUCCACCGUACUAUUGCCAGUCAGAUACAGUAGUUUUGUUGCAUUGCUCAAACUAUUUUUCUAGACUGUAUGAAUGUUCUUUAUUGUUGAUUUAGCUAUUCAUGUAUUUGAGGUAUGUCACGACGGCUGAAGUUUUAUUUUUGAAAACUGCUAAUUCUUUUAAUAUAUCUUUCUUUCCUUAUAUUGAAGGUCAAGAAUAAGAAAAUAAAAUAAAUAUAUUAAAGAUUAGCUGUCACUUGUUCACAAGUUCCCAAUUGAUACUUUUUAUUUCUGAACUGGCAAGGCAUUUAAAUUAAAUCCUGCAGCGCUGUGCAUGCAUCACAUGAACACUUAUGAAAGAAUGCAAUUCCUGGCAUCUUUCGUUAGCUGCCAAGUUGUGCUUGAGGCAUCAUGGGUCGGCAAAAUCGCUCUAAACAUGGAACUGCUGCAAAGUGAUAUUUUUUAUUAUUGCCAUUACUGCAUUGUUCAUUUUCAGCAACAAAAAUAAAAUUCUUAAAGGGACACUGUAGUCACCAGAACCACUACAGCUUAACUUAUUCUGGUGUCUGUAACCUGCAGGCUUUUCAAUGUAAAGACUGCCUUUUCAGAGAAAAAGUGUUAACAUUGCUGCCUAGUAACACCUUUACUGGCAGUCACUCUGUGAAUAAAUGUAGUACCAAUACUUCACCCCUUGGGAGAUCAUAGUCAGACAGUUAGAUAGUAACUGAGAAGGAUAUGACACACAGGCUCGACCAAAAUAAAAUCAAACGGGCUGAGGAGCUGUGUCCCUGAGAGGUUGUAACCUGCACGAGCCAUGGACAACAGGCUAAACCAAGCAACGAGUAUCCCUACUUAUUCGUUAGCCUUUUGGGAUGUUAAUCCAUUAUCUGAUGCACAUAAGUGAGUAGAAAAAUAAGUGAAGUGAAAAAAACACCAACUGAACGUGCGUUUCACCCACUACGUUGGGAUCAUCUGGAGGUGAAAUGCGCAUAGUGUGUGUUCUUUCACUUUUUCUCUACUCCCUUAUGUGUAUCAGAUAUUGGUGUAUUUACUUAUUUUUAGUAUAUUUGCAUCUUUUUUUCUUUUUGAUAUAGAUUUUUUUCAUAUAGAAGGGCUUAAACUCCAUGGUUGAGUGGACAAGGGAAUUAGACUCUAGGAACUCUUUGCUUAUGGCAGUGCUAGUAACUUAUUAUACAGAGAUCCUCUGUCUAGAGCUGACCAUUCUCCAACCAGGAUACUCAGUUUAUGGAGUUUUCUCCAGGGAUGUGAGAUGUUCUGCUGUGGACUCAUCUUAUAAUAUAGGCUGUAAGCACUCACAACCAUGGCAAACCACAUAGAAGAGAUGCAGAAAAGUGGGUUUUGUAGAAUCAAUCCAAUUUAUUAAAGUUCUAAAAAUGUAUAAACGGCUUAAAAAAAAAAUGUAAAUUCCAUUGAGGAAACAAUAAGGCACCCUGGAGAGGUAAAAAAAAGUGUAGUUUUCACAUCCAACCAUGUGGCUAAUGAAUAUUAUCUCCACCUUUCCUGGUACCUAACUCAGCCUGACACGCGUUUCGCACAAACAGUGCUUCCUCCAGUCGAGAUUAGCUUUAUUUGCACACAGCCUGAAUAUAUAUCAAGUUCUUCAUGGUUGACUGCUGUUGAAAACCUGAUUCGCAUACGAAAUGAGGCAGAUUGUGAUUUCACAAUAAUUGUAUAAUUGAUUUCUAGGUGUGCACAUAAAACAGAAUCUCAUUAUAAGCAAAUCACUUGGUCAAAUAACAAUCACUUUGCAAUAAAAGGCAAUAUAGCAUUUGAAAAUGCAAUGUAUGUUAGUAAAACAAAAACAAACCCAUAUAUCAGGGAUAAGAUGUCCAUAUCACUUAAAGAUCAUGUGGCGGACCUGGCAUCAGUCCCUGGGGUUGCCCGAACCCAUAUUACCGUAAGUUCUCACAAACAAAUCUGUAUCCCCCUAUUAACUUAGAACACUGACCACCCCUGGCUGUUAACCGCAGUUAAGGAAUACUUGAGUGCUUUCCCUGGACCAUUUUGUCUGCCGAACGCAGACAGCGGUAUUUGGUCGUCGAGUGUGUGGAACUGAUUUCGGCUACACAUUCUCGCGAACCCUGGUCAAAAUGGUACUGCUGCCUGUAUACUUUCCCGAACAACUACACAAACCACAAGACCGGCUACAGCAUUGGAUGCUCUGGAACUCUUUUGGAGCAUCACCUCGUGGCCGGCCAGUGAAAUCUUCUCCCGAAUAGCGAUCUCGUCCAACCGAACCAAUCUGAGCCCUUUUCGGAUAUGUUGUGCGCUCAGAUUCAGGCUAUUCGGGGAUAUAAGAAUUGUGGGGUUCCUGUACGGUUUUAAUAUGUUUUUUGGGUGUUUUAUAAAAAGUAUAUAUUUUAUGUAACUGAGAGAUAAUUAAAAGGACACUAUAAUCACCCAGACCAUUUCAGCUCAAGUAAGUGGUCUGGGUGCAAUGUGCAGGUUUUAACCCUUCAGAUGCAAACAUAGCAGUUUCAGAGAAACUGCUAUGUUUACAUUGCAGGGUUAAGACAGCCUCUAGUGGCAUUUUAUGCCUCCAUCACGUAGAGCGUCCAUAGGAAAGCAUUGGAAAUGCUUUCCUAUUGACAGCUUGAAUACGCGCGCGGCACUGGCCACGCAUGCGCAUUCGGCUCCGCUGGAGUUGGCAGAGGGAGCUGACAGCGGAGGAGAGGUCACCAGCGCCGAGUGCUGGAAUAAGGGAAGCUUCUGAAGGGGGACCCUGAAGGUUUGUUUUCCUGACACUAUAGUGAUCCUUUAAGGUAUCUAAAAUUCCCAGCCCAAUUAUCUCUAAGUGCAUCUUGAGAAAAUUCCCUGUAAACUUGUCCUGGAGACCUCAUACUAUGGGGCUUUGCAUAAAAAGCCGUGUGUGGGCUAAUAAAAAUCUGUAGACUCCCAGAACUGUGUGUCGUCCAGUUACUGGGGGAAUGGGCGAUAUCUACUAACAAGCUCAUCUCUUCCAGCUCCAGAGGAUCCCAGUGGAGAUACUCAGUCUCAGCAUUGCAGCUCUGCUACAGAUCAAACUAAAAUAAUACAUAUACCUGCUCUAUAUGGAAAAAAAUACACCAAUAUAAAAGUUCAUGACUCUAAAGAAAACAAGUGAAUUUGGCAGCACUACUCCAUGUAAAAACCACAAAUAAAUAUUGAAUUAAAAUAAAUAUAAUGAACAUUUUGAAAAACAGCCCUAUUUAUACAAAAACAAAUGAGCUAUGGAUACAGACACAACUCUUAAAGAGAUAAGUCUUAACACAAACAGCAUUUAUUUAUAUGAAGGGCAGCAAAAAGCAACAGAUAAAGUGUGUAUGAUCCCUAUUCAAAUAAGGGGCAAUAAAAAAAAAAUGUCAGUGCAAGUGAUCGAAGUAUAUAAACCUAUUAAUAAAAAAGGGACCGCAAUCUCCAUGUAGAAAAAAAAAAGGGAAAAUUUUACACAAAAAACAAAAUUAGCAUUAAGGAAUCUAAUUUAAAAAUCCAACACCUAUCCUAUUGACCUAGCCUGUUUGGAAAAGCAUCCCCCUCCAAUUUCUCCUAAGUUUGUCUAUUCUUGUAAAACUUGUAUGUUUAAGGUUGCUAUUGUAGAAAUGUUGGAAAUGUACAGGGACCCUGAGUCUGGAGCCCAUUUCUAACCAUUGUACCAUUAUUGUGCAACCACAAUCUGCCUCAUUAUGUAUGCAAAUCAGGUUUGCAACAGCAGCCACUGAUAAAGGAUUUAAUGAUGUAUAUUCAGGCAAGCACAUCUCGAUUGAUGGAAAAAUGAUUGGUGCGAAACGCGUCUCGGGCUAAGUCAUUUAAUUGGCCAGUUAUUUAUUAGCCCAUAAAUAUUUUUUGUUCCCAAUUAAUAUAAACAUAUAAUUUUCUUCUUUUUUUUUCCGCAGGGUUGGUACAUAGUGACGUAUGCCUUGGGUAUAUACCAUCUAAAUCUCUUCAUAGCAUUCUUAUCUCCGAAAGUAGAUCCAUCCUUAAUGGAAGACUCAGGUAUGACCACACUGUUUUGUGUACUAGAUUGGAAUACCCCACCCCCCCAGAGUUAAACAUAUAUCCGUUAGGGGCCUCUUAUCAUGUAACCUUAUCUUUAGCGUCUAAUUAAGUUCUGUGACGUAGUCUAUUGUACCAGCAUUCUCCACCACCAUUCGCUUAGAUAUUGGUACAGCAUCUAAAUUGCAUCCACUACAGCCUUCGCUUUUAUAAAAUGUACAUGUGACCUUUUAUAAAAUGUCGGGGUUUCUGAGGUUUUUGACUAAAUGUGUUCAUUAAAAAAAGAUUAUGGGAAAAGCUACAUGUAUAGCUAUAGGCAAUUAACUCCGCUAAGUGUUCCAUUUUCUACAUUACUGCUUAUGCUGGUUUACAGAACAGUUCCACACGUCAUUUAAUUAAUUCACUUACUGCUGAGUGACGAGAUACUUACUCCGCAGCAGCAGGGACUUAUGGGAAACCUACAUUUUACACUGAAGGCAAUGUUAGAGCUAGUAUUAGGUGCUAAAGCUCAGCCUUUUUCUGGUCCCUAAACCACCUACAGAUUUACAAAAUUUCUAACUGUUUUGUGUAUUUUAAUGUAUGUGUUUUAGUUGCACUUUUUCAGUACUCCACUGAGAUUUUUAAGAGUAUAUCAUGACAUAUUUUGUUGUAUUGGUACAGAUGAGGGGCCAUCAUUACCCACUAAGCAAAAUGAAGAAUUUCGCCCUUUUAUUAGAAGAUUACCGGAGUUUAAAUUUUGGUGAGUAAAUCACAUAUGUAGUUAUAUUCGAAAAUGAUUUUGAAAUGAGAUUUCACAUAUCUGUUUCUGUUGUGGAGUCAAGAUUAGACAACAAACUCCACCUCCAGUGGCAUCAAUUGCCCUGUCUGGAAUAAGAGUUCUGGGAAGGCUAAUGCCAAUAUUGUGCAUAUUUGAAGUCUGUCACCAGCACAUACAGCAUACUGGCGACAACCAAUGGCAGCAUGAUUUCCCCUCCAUGCUGCCCAAGUACUGGAAAACUUGGCCUUGGCUUGUGACUACAGGUACAUUUUAACUUUAUUUUUUUUAAUGGGGGACCAUGCCACCAUUGCUUAUUACAACCGAAAAGAGUGUUAUGAUAACAGUUUUUAGUUAGACUAGCCCUUUAACUUUUUAACUUGCUUUCUGUAAGUCAUUUCAAACCGCUAUAAUCAUGUUAAACCUAUUCCACAAAAGCUGGAUUACUGCAGGUUAUCAAUCACCAGUUUUGAGUUACUAUCUUAAUGUAUUUCGCUAGCAAAGAUCCAUUUUAGUUUUACGUUGAAGAACGUGUUACUGACCUACCAUAAAUCUGCUUUUCUCUUUGCUUUUAAGGCACUCUGCUACUAAAGGUAUCGUCGUUGCCAUGGGAUGCACUUUCUUUGAAGCUUUCAACGUGCCCGUAUUUUGGCCCAUUCUUGUCAUGUAUUUUAUAAUGCUUUUCUGUAUCACCAUGAAGAGACAAAUCAAGGUGAGGAACGUACACUUGACAGGGCUGUUCUUAAUGGUAGGAUGUUAAAUGACAGACAGAGGCAGCUCCAUUCUAUUUGUUAUCAUAAAACCCAAGUAAUAAGGAGAGUGCAUUUCUGAGCCUCCAGCACUGAAAAUAUUAGGGUGAUGUUCUGUACUACGGGGAUUUUAAAAGGCAGCAAUGCUUAUUAUUAAGGCCUUGCUGUCAUAACUGCCUUUUCAAAUUUCCUACAUUGUAAAUUAGUCCCUUGAUCUAUAGCUUGAACUAUUCAAACAGAAAAUCUCCAGCUGUUGGCAAACUACAAUCUGAUGACCCUUUAAAAGCCAAUUGCUGCAUCGUUGACUUGGGAAGGUUCAUGGGAGUGUAUAAGUUACUAAUAACUGGAUGUGUAGUAUUUGAGUACAUGGGGCAAUCAUGGCUAAUCAAAGCAUAUGUUUGAUUUACAAACCUCUACAAGGCAAUAUUAUCCAUGAUUGACCUGGGAUCUGUAGCAGUGGUUGACCAGUCUUGACCCUCCAGCUGUUUGACCACAUUACGACAGCUACGACUGGCAGAAGGAUUCCAGGAAUAUAGUCUAAGAGAAACCAGUAGGUCACAAUAAAUGUUGUUGCUGGAAUCUGAUCCUUUUUUUUUUUUUUUUUAUCAUCUUUUCCAGCACAUGAUUAAAUACAGAUAUAUUCCAUUCACACAUGGCAAAAGGAAGUACAAAGGCAAAGAAGAAACCGGGAAGCCCUUCUCCAGUUAAAAGAAACUUAUUGCCCUUUUUGACUUUCUUAUGUAAAAAAUUAAACCAACAAAAAAAAAAGGAAAAAAAAAUUGUUUUUGAGCCAUUGUAACAAUGCCUUUUGUCAACACAGGUACAGGUGAUUUUAAAAAACUGGUAGUGCUUUAUUCUUAUGUUUUUUUUUUUGUUUUGUUUUUUUUAUUUCUUUUCUUAUCAUACGUUUCCUCUGUUGGGAGAUCUAAGCAGUCCUCUGCGAACACCAUAAAUAGGACUGUUCAUCUAAUUGACGUUUGAGUUUAUUUGCACAUUAAAAUUGGGCAGCUGAGUUCGUACAGGUUUCUGAUGCUAAUUCUGCUUCAUUUACAUGUCAGAAUCUAGCAAACACAGAAUACAGAUUUAAAACACUCGCCUUUUCUUUUGUUCCAUAAUACAUUUUUUGCAUUGCAUACAUUUUGAUUGAAGCCGCCCCCAAAUCAUAAACUGUUCCUCGGUGACUUAAUAUUAACCCCCAUUGUGCUUUCUAAAGUUUGCAAAGAGGAAGGGUGACCUUUUAAACUAAUACAACACUGUGUAUGCAAAGUUUAAUUUCCUAAAUGACAAUUUGUGAUUAAGUGACAACCAACUUGCAAAAUGUAGGCUUGAUAUUUUUCCAUUAUCCAUUGCUUUGGCCUCAGUUUAGUAAACUGGUUGUCCAUUAAGCCCAACAUAUUGUUAUAAUGAAUAAAUCAUAUAAUGUAAUGCUGGUGUACAUUCUAGCAGACUAUGAAAUGUUCAAUGCAUGUGUUGGACACACAUUUUAAAGAAACUAUCUUUGGAUUUAGGCCAAGUCAAGUAAUAAUGUGCAUUGAGUCUGGUGCACACUAUUCAUAUGCCAGUAAUCAGAUUGUUUAAAAUAAAUAUUAAAACAAAAAACACUACCAACCUGAACUUUCAUUAAAUUCUUAUUUAAAUGCCAUUGGAGCCAUAUUUUUUAUUUUAUUUUUUUAAUUUUUUGAAUGUCACUAAGGAUGUUUCCCCAUCACAUGAUUUAACUGCAUUAUCAAGUAGACAACCCUAUACAAUAAUAUAUAUAUAUAUAUAUAUAUAUAUAUAUAUAUAUAUAUUAUUAUUAUUAUUUUUUUUUUUUAAUAAAGGGACACUAUAGUCACCAAAACAACUUUAGCUUAAUGCAGCUGUUUUGGUGUAUAGAUCAUGCCCCUGCAGCCUCACUGCUCAAUUCUCUGCCAUUUAGGAGUUAAAUCCCUUUGUUUAUGAACCCUAGUCACACUUCCCUGCACGUGACUUGCACAUCCUUCCUAAACACUUCCUGUAAAGAGUCAUCUAAAGUGUAUCCUUCCUUUAUUGCAAGUUCUGUUUAAUUUAGAUUUUCUUAUCCCCUGCUAUGUUAAUAGCUCGCUAGACCCUGCAAGAGCCUCUUGUAUGUGAUUAAAGUUCCAUUUACAGAGCAAGAGAUAAAAUUGUUUAUGGUGAAUUACAUCUUAUUGAAAGUGAAACCAGUUUUUUUUUUUUUUCAUGCAGGCUGUGUCAAUCAGAGUCAGGGGAGGUGUGACAAGGGCCGCAUAAACAAAAAAAAAGUGAUUUAACUCCUAAAUGGCAGUGAAUUGAGCAGUAAAAUAGAGAGGCAUGAUCUAUACACUAAAACUGCUUCAUUAAGCUAAAGUUGUUUAGGUGACUAUAUUGUCCCUUUAAUACAAAACAUAUACCAGUGUAUUUUGGCUAGUGAUUAUGUUUUUAUCACCAUGAUUCAAACAAAUAAGGUAUGCUGUGUCUUUAAAUCAAUUCUACAUAUAUGUGACUUGAUUAAAACAAUAAAUAAUUCUAUAACACACGUCCAAUAAAGUGCUUUGUGCGAACGUGAUCACCACUAAUCCUUGUGAUUAAACGCUUAGAUAAGCAGUCUGAUUAACAUCUGUUUCUGAUAAAAUUCCACUCCUGAUGGUAAAACACAGAUUUUUUUAUAUGUAUGAUGGCAUACCUAUUAUUGUCUCUGUAUAUUUUCAUAUAGGUGUAAUAAGUACAAGUAUGUAUUUGUUUAUAAUGUCUGACCAAGAGGUGUUCGAUUUGGUUAACCUGUAUAGAUUUUAUAUCAGAAGGAUGGACUUUAGUAUAAGCACGCCUUUUUAGGGUGGUCCGAGUGGUAUAAAUAGGAAGAUACUGUACUGUGUGUGAUUUGAUGAGGCCACAGGAGUGGUGAAAUGAGUCAUCACGCACAUAUCAGGAUGCCUCACCUUCCACCCCCAACGAAGCAGGACGAGCAAUUUGGAAGUGUUCGGGUGCCGUAUACAGACUAUAUAGAUUCUUUCUGACUGAAGCCAAGAACUUUUAUCAGAUAGGCAAUAGAAGAGUAGUCUACUGCUUGCGCAUUUUAACCAAUUAAUAAAGUCGUCUUCAAGUCAUCUAUCGCUUCUGUUUGUUGUAUGGGGUACCACCAAACCUGGACUAAUACAUUUGGAGCCUGUACAGUUUGAGCAUUGAAAGAUUUCCUUAUUCCCGUAGGUGUAUAUAUAUAUUUUUUUUAAUUUCUUUUUCUUUUUACGUGUAUGUGCGAUUAUUAUAGAGGCCACUGCUUUACAUAAGUGUUUAAUCACAAGGAUUUGUGGCGAUCACGUUAGCUCAAAGCACUCUAUUGGACACUUUUUUUUGUGUCUAACGAAUUAUUCACAGUUUUAACAAAGUCACAAAUAGUUAUUGAUUUAAAGAAACAGCGCACCUUAUCGGGUUAAUCAGUAUAAUAUAUUUAGUGUUUUGGGUUAUUACACUAAUUAGGUUGCUACUAUUGAAAAAAAAUUUAACAACGCAGUUUUAUCACUUUCUAUUGGUUUCAUUAUGUUUUAUCACCAUGUUUCAACAGCACAAUGGUAUGCUUGUCCUUUAAGAUUGUAUGUAGGUUUAACUUGCUGUGUGCCAGAGGGUUGUGCAAAUGAGUUAAUAUUUUUAAUCCUCUAGAGGACGUAGGAUUAUGGGUAUUGUAGUUUAUAAGUAGCUUGAUGGCUGCAGGAUUACCAGGUCUGCUUUGUUAACCUGAUGUGUAGAUGAUCAUGAGAAUGUUAUAUGGAGCAACAGGACCUUAUCUAGCAAUUGCUAAAUUAGAGCUUUCAGUUAGAUAAAGACUGGCUUAAGCCUUAACUGGAAGAUCUCAAGUUAGACCAGUGAUGGUACAUAAAAUGAAUGUGAUCUCCACAUUUUAACAACCAACUGCCUACAAAAAAUGUAGAUCAAUGUAUGUUUAUAACCAAUAGUUUAUCUUUUCCUAGACCUGUUAUACAUAUACCUGUAUCAGUUUGUCUCAAGUACCAUUUAGUAUAUAGCUCACAUGCUGACAUGUCUAAUAUCUACAUUAGCUAGUAAUUUAUUAAAUGCUGCGCUAUCCAAACUUUAUUUCUUAUGUUUUAGCACUUUAAAGUACACCCUUGCUUUGGUUUUUGAAAGAGACACAGUAUUUAAAGGGGCACUGUAAACACCAUAACUACUACAGUUCAUGGUAGCAAUUAAAGGAACACUCUACACACACAGCAGCUGGCCAGUCAUAUUUAUGGCAGUUUAUGAAAGUGCUGAUUUCAAUAGAAAUCUAAAUUUUUAUAAUUGGGCUAGAAACACCUCCAUGGCUGUCAAACGGCGUGCGCCUGCCUUUCGCUCUUCCCAGUGAGCUGUAUUACAGCUUAUUGAGGCGUAUUGGAAAGCCGCGAUUGCUCACUGAGAAGCCUCUGAUUGGAUUAUUCCCUACUGGGGAAAAAAGAGUUGACUUGCAAAGUCUGCAUCUGAGAGCUGCACGUUUUGCAAGCUGUUUUUAGAUAAACAUCCAAUGGAAAAAUAAAUGCAUGUGUGUUUUCAUUGGGGGUUUAUCGACUAAAGAGGGAUUUAAAAAAAUAUGGGGUAAUGGAGUGUUUCUUUUAAGUUGUAAAGCAGGGCUGUCCAACCUGCGGCCCCCCAGAUGUUGCUGAACUACAACUCCCAUGAUUCUUUCAAUUCAAAAGAUAGCCAGGGAAUCAUGGGAGUUAUAGUUCAGCACCAUCUGGCGGGAGGAGGGUUGGACAGCCCUGUUGUAAAUUGUCUCUAAGUGCAAUCCCCAUGUGUAAAUUGGACUGAUUUAAAAAAAAAAAAAAAAAAAAUGUAUUUCCCAGUUUCCACAGCCUGGCCAUUCUGCUGCUGUUCAUUUAAUCGUCCGUUGAUCUUUUGCCUUAGCCCAUUUAACUGCGGAUGGCAUCAGUGGAGCAUGUUGGCUGUGAUGUUAGUAUGUUGAGGGGAGGAUUGGCCCACAACUCAUAGCCAAUAAGUUAACUGAGCAUCAGCAGAAGUGCCAGGCUUUAGGGAAUCUUGUUUUGUUUUUUACACAGGUCAGAGGAAUGGCGACCCCGGGCUUAUUACUCAUCAGCAUGAGCUGUAUAGGAUAUGGAGUUUAGAGUGCCCCUUUAACAUGCUGUUUCAGAUACUGCAAGGCAAUGUUUGAUGGACAAACCUAAAUAAAGCUCCUCCACCUAGUAUAUAUUGCAAGAAUAAAUAGGGAGCCCUUACAUUUUCAAUGUCUCUUUAAACAUCAACAUAUGUGAUCAUCAACAAUGUGAACAAUUAUUUAUUCUAUAGUAUAAAUAGGGUAACUUUGGCCACCCAUUAAGGCACCUAUAUUACUUUGCAGGUUUUGGUUUUAAAUUCAUCUUUUGCCCUUCCAUUUUCUUUGUUUUUUUUAUUUAACAAUUAUACAUAAGAAAGAAUAGGGGCUACUUUAUUUUAGGGGUAGCAUAAUCUUUGGCAAUAGGCGAAGCUUAUGGGACCUAAAAACUUUUUUGGUCAUGUUUUAAAGGAGUAUAGAUUUUUUUUUUUUGUUUGGUUUUAAUGACGUAUAUGUAAACACUGGAGUCAACAGUGUUUUAAAAUACUGUCUGACCAAAGGUGAAUGUUUAAAGGAUCCAGUCAAUACUAGGAUAAAAAUUGUUUUUACAUAAUUAAAAUAAAAUCUAUUUUCUUUCAAAACAUGAUAAAAGGAUUAUUAUAAUUUAGAAAAAGAAAAAAAAGUUUCAAUGUGACUGUUUGUUCUAUUUAAUAAAGUCCCAUUUUAGUUGCCAAGCUAAUUUACCUGCAAUUAAGCAGUAGCUAUAAUUCCCCCAGAAAAGUGCAAACUGCAGAUACCCUGCACAGAGGGAAAACAAAAUAUCAGAGCCCAGAUAUCGAGAUCUGGCGCAAGAAAGAAAGCAUAUUAAAUAUAAAUAAAGCUACAUAGAAAAAGAGGGAGCAUAAUCUUUAGGAUUCAAUUGUCUUUCGGAAUGGAAAAGUAAAGAAUUUUUUUUAAAAAAUACUGCCCUUUUAAGAUAUAGUUUGUUACCCCCAUUCCACGCAAAAUAUUUAAAUAUGUUCUGGUUUCUGAAGCGUUGUUAGUGCCUUUUAUUCUUUGAAAGGGAAAAACUAAAAUAGCACCUAUAAUUUUAUGUUGUCAUACUGUCCUAUUUGAUAACAAAUGUUGUUUAGUUCUGUACCUCUAAUGCUGAUGUAGUAAAGCACUGGCCAAUGUCUUGUUGGUUUCCUUCCACUUCCAUGAGCCUUGCCGGCCACCGAUUUGUUUUCAGCUAGAAGUGAUUUGUAUUGCUCUUACAACUAAAGGCUUGCUUUGAAAUUCCCUUCCUCUAAUAACUUAGUUUUUUAUUCUUCGUAACUGACUGAUGGCAUACAAAUAAUUCAGCUUUUAUCUUUUCAUAUAAUGGUUCAAAACAAUUUUUUUUUUUUUUUUUUAAAGCUACUCUGAAUAUAUAUAAAUAUAUAUAAAUACUUAUUUUAAUUAUUGUUUGGAAUUGUUUUUAAACUUAUUUUUUUUGGUCUUUUCCCUCCAAAUGAAUUAAAAUGUAAGAUUUCAACAGGGUAGGGGCAAAAUACGUGUUGGUUUUUCAUUACAUUAUUUGGUUAAUUUUUUUUUUGUAUACAUACUGAUACAUAUGUCUGUUUCUUUGUUUAAAUGUAACGCAUAUAUUUAAAGACUAAUCUAGGCAUUUUGCUGAAGGGGGAGGCUGUUGAGUUAUAAAGGUGAAACCUAAAUAAGGGAAUGAUAUGGUGUAAUAAAUUUAGGUCCGGUUUAAAAUGUUAUGGCUGGAUAUGACAUUUCAGACAAAUUGGUUUGGAUUUGCAUCCUGGGCUAGGUGGUAGCCACAACAAACCUGCAUCUGUUAGCUAUAAGUCCCAUUAACAUUAAGUGGUUUGCUUUUUUGAUUUGUAAUGAUUUGAGCAUUGUCUGCUAACACCUAAAAGUCCUGUAUUUAAAUUCUGAAGUCAUAGGUGUAAAUAUUAAUGUCCUCCAAAAGAAAAAAAAAAUGGUUUGGUCACAUGCAUGAUGGACUUGUGCUACGGCCAGACAGAAGAAUGUGAAUGCUACAAAGUUCUCUGUUAUAAACAAUGCCCUACUACUUAUGGCACAAAAUUUUAUAUCUCGGGGCCAAAAGGGGCACUCCAGACUCCUAAAUCGUUUCAGUUUGCUCAAGUGCUUUAUGUGUGAAGAGUGUGUUGCCCCCUCCCCAAUAGAAAUUGGCACUUUAAAAUUAGCUUUGUUAAAUCUCCCUCCCCUUCCUGCCCCCACUCUCAAACAGACAACUGGUCCUGUUACUUCCUAGUUGCUUAGCUGAGUAGAUCUAAACUGAAUAGGCAGGCAGCUGCCCCAGGACACCUGCCUUGCAAAGGCUUUUCAUUUAGAAGUCUGUGAUUGGACAGCUACAGAAAGUCUAGUCUUGGUUAAAAGGGGAGAGCUUACAAAGGCUGCAGCCAAAAUAUUUUUUUUCUUAUAUACUCCCAAUGAAAAAAAAAAUAAUAAUCAAAUCCGGUUGUAUUUUAAUUAGGGGUUGUAUAUAUACUAAACAGUGAUUUUCAUUUUAUUAUUUGGGCAGUGGGUGUCCAUUUAAAUAAUUUAGGAAUAAAGUGAAUGCUGGGUGAUAAACAAGUCAUGCAGCCUAUGAGAAUAAUAGCAUUGAUCAAAUAUGAGUUAAAUUCUAUACAGAUUUUAUAGAUUCACUGUACAUUACUGGACACUUCUAAGGAUGUUUUAUUUAAACUAUAAUUCAGAAAUGCAUAUACAAUUUCAUUUACAUUAUUAUAGAUCUGGUUUGUUUAUGCUACAGGCCAAGUCUGAAAAGCAUUCUUUACUUUAUACAAUAGUGUGAGGGAACCAGGCAAAAUGUAAAACAGAAUAAAGAUUAAUAAACAAAGGAUUCCAAUUCCCACUCAGCGUUCCCGAUAAGCACUUUUUAUUUUUUUGUAACUAGUCUCACACUGAAACGUUCAAUAAACUCGUCAUAAAAGCUUUACCCUGCAUUUUAUGUAGAAACAAACUAAUUAAUUCAAACUGCAAAAUGUGGUUGUUAGAAAUGUUGAUUUGUUAACCGUUUCACCUCUGGGUCAUUCAAAAUUAUUAGUGGGAACAUUAUUCCAGUGUAUGAUUUCCUUUUAUAGUAGACCAAUGUUAUACUUUAUCUGGUUUGGGCAUUGCAUGGAUUGCCUUGGCAAAAUUUUGUAAUGUGUGCAUUAAUAUGUCUAGAAAUGGCAGACCAUCCAUACAAUAUUUUUUUUUUUUGGUUUGUUUGUUUUUUUUAAAAGAUAGAGGUAUUUUGAUGCUGGAUACAGUAAGUUUUUAACAGAAUGUUUUGCUGAUGCCUUCCCUGUAACAUGUACAUUUCUGACCAUUCACUGAAAAAUGUAAGACUUUCCAACAGGUUUCUAAAAUAAAACAUUGCCAAAUUAAAUUCUCAAAAUUGUAUUUUACAGUUCUCGGUGUAAUCUGAAAACGAAGCAGAUGCAAUUACGGCUUUAGUGUUAAUUCACUAAAGUAGGAAUUCCGACUUCUCAGUUUCGUAAAUAAACACUUUGUGUUGUAUAGAUCAGCGUUGGCUAUGAUGGCCAGCAGACACGAUGCCAUGCAGGAAACAGAAUUUAUCAUUACUUCAACCAACAUUACCACUUCUGCUUUUAGAAGUGAUCAUUGUGGUUGGAAUCUCUAUGUACUUUCUGCUUAGAACACUGCACAUACAGACAUACUAUUUUUUGUGCUGCUGUGGGCUAGUUACACCACCAGCACAUGUGGCUUAGUCAACAUGUAAGAAAGGGAAGCCUUUAUCUCCCCUCCCUCUCUCUCUCAAUUGACCCCUGCUUAUUUCUAAUAAUCCCUCCAUUUUAUUAAAUUUUUUUCCUAAUUCCCUCCAUUGGUUCAGAGCACGCACAUGCACUGGGAGGCAGUGAAAACGGUCCAAUCAAAUGCUUCUUUUUGAGAAGCAUUUGAUUGAAUGUCACAAGGGCAGUGGUUAUGUCGGAGCGGGUGCGGAAACCAGCACAGGGAGAUCUUUGCCCGGAGCUGGAUUCCAGGUACGUUUAUUGAUUAUUUUACCAAGCAAAAAGUUACCAAAUUA
Pelobates cultripes (western spadefoot toad) is the source of this 32918-nucleotide messenger RNA. NCBI's taxonomy places the organism in Eukaryota, Metazoa, Chordata, Amphibia, Anura, Pelobatidae. The record is from the annotation of a GenBank genome assembly.